Molecule: messenger RNA, 2431 nt
Organism: Trifolium pratense (red clover)
Lineage: Eukaryota; Viridiplantae; Streptophyta; Magnoliopsida; Fabales; Fabaceae
Exons: 5
Coding region: 314-2002 (562 amino acids)
Source: RefSeq, a predicted model, not a curated record
AAAAUUGAGCGCUAGUUGAAAAACAUUUAAGCGGCAAUAUGAAAAUAUAUCUUUAUUUACCAAAAUUUAAAAACUCCUUAAAACAAAACAAAAAUUUCAAUCCCUAAAUCACGUAUUCUCUCAACAAAUCUCUUCCACUUCUCUUCUCUCUUCUCACCACGGCCGCAAAUCACCACCGCAAAUCUCACCACACCACGAUGAGCAUCCCUAAAUCGCACCACCACCAUCUCUAAAACCCUAAAUCGCCCACCACAACUUCAUUUCAGUUUGGCUUCUGCAGUUUAGCUUCUCAAAAUUCCUAACUCCGGUACCUAUGACGUCUUUAGCCGGAUCAGGAGAGCCACCCUUACCUCCACCUGGUGGUGGUGGAGACUUAGGUGGGCAUGGGUCAGACCCACCUACACGUGGACAGGGUAAAAGGCUUGCACACCGCGACCUCAAGCGUAGAACGGUGUACAACUGCAAUUUGACGUCUAUGCCCCGUCGCCUUAACCCAGAUGGUACCGAGGUACCACUUGUUCUUGAUCCAGAGGAAGAAACACGUGUAGAUGAUGAAAUCAAUCCUGCUGAUCUUUUGGCUCCUAGAGAGUUUCUUUUAGUGGACAGAUUUGGUAGACCUAUCAUCAUGCCUUACUUAGAUGAUUUCCAACCACAAAAAGCCGCCUCGACAUCCAUCAGUGCAGCGAUUGAGAAAAACUUCCAUCAACCAUGGCUUUCAUGGAAAGAGAUUAAAAAGGAUAAGAUUGCCUGGGAGUCGUUUUGGAAUACUUUUCGUGUAAAAUGCACUUGGAUGACACAAUUAGACCAAACGAUGAUUAAAAUAUUCGACCGGAAAUGUUCAAAGAGGUUGUCAACUUUGUUAUCUAAGGCGCGUGAUUCAGGAAAAAAACCUGACUGGAUUGGUGAAAACGCUUGGCCUGGUUUGCAAGAAAAAUGGGGCACCACUGAUUAUAAGAAAAAAUGUGAACAGGCGGUGGCAAAUAAAGCGUCUAAUAGUAGAGGAGGGAGCAUCCACAGGGGUGGACAAACAUCUGGUGCUUCAUUUCGUGCUCAAUUUUUCCAAGAUAAUGAACGUGAUCCAACAAUGUUAGACGUGCAUGAGUACUUCCAUAAAAAACCUGACGGGACAUGGGAUACAGUAGAAGCGGCACGAGUACAGAGGGAGAUGGAACAGUUUGAAGAAAAUUUUAAUGCUCAACAAAAUGCUCUUCCACCUAGUGAGCAGGCUACUGAAGAGGUUAGAGACACAAUAAUGCUGGACCAAUUUGUCGAGGUUGCUGACGGGAUGAAAAAAAAACGUCUAAGGGGGCAAGGCAAUGCAUCUUCAUUGGUGAUAAGGACCCCGAUGGGAUAUAGACUUGAUCCUAGCUCCACUCUUAGUAAUGUAUGCUCGAGUAGUUAUACGGCUCGAUCUCAUGCAGCUGUCAAUUUUGAAGAGAUGGAACGCCGACUCAAAGCUGACAAUGAUGCUCGGGUUCAAGCCGAGGUUGCAUCUCAGCUCAAAUCUCAUCUCGACACAAUGAGGUCGCAGCUCCGAGCUGAAACAAUGGAGAACAUGGAUUUAAUUAUUCAAAGGACACUUUCACAACACGAUAUUCGGGGACAACAAUAUCAACGCCAACCACAACAGCAAAACUCCCAAAAUAUGCCUGCUCGCCACUCAACAUAUACCAGCUCGAAUCCUCAUCAGCAACACCAGCGAUACGUGCCGCAGAUGCCAUCUCGCCACUCAUCAGUUCAGGAGACCUCGCGAUUUCAGCCUAUGUCAUUUCAAAGCAAUUCAUCAUCACUUCAAGAGUCUGGCGGCAGUUCUCGAUUUGUAGGCCAAACGUCUAAUCAAAGCUUGACAUAUCAGGAACUCGCCUAUCGGCCUACUGUUGAUUUCAAUAAAUCGACGAGUCAAAUCCCACCAUUUAAUGCUGCCAAUCUCACAAAUAAUAUGAUCAAUGAAGAAUUUAUUUCAGACUUUCUUCCCCCUUUUGACAAUCAAGGUGUAAAUUAGGGAGAAAAUCAAGACUGAAGUGUUAUAGCCCUAUGCUGAAUUAUUGGGUGGAGUUGACUUGGUGCUUCAAUUUGGGAGUGUCACUAGCAAUUCUGCAGAGAUGAUUUUUAGCUUUAUUAUUGAGUGGAGUUGGCUUGGUGCUUCAAUUUGGGAGUGUUUCAAUUUGAAAGAUCACAUGGUGUCACUAGCUUGGUCUGAUAUAUGUACACUAGCUCUUAUUGUUUUGAGUAUUGCAUUUUCUAACUUAUAAUUUUGGUGUUUGGAUCCUGGUAGCAUAGCUUAGUAUUUCUUUAGGUUGGUGUAGUUUUAUGUUGAAUUGGAGAACUACAUUGUUUGGUACUAGUUCCUGACUUCUUGGCUCCUGCUAUGUAACCUACUAUGUAACAUACUUUGGUUUUGAGUAGUGAAACAAAUUAGAUUUUAAUUUUA